AGAUUACAGUUGUGUCAACGUCGUACGUGGCUACGGACCCAAACAGUGUAGGAAGACUCCGCCAGGAAUGCAUCAGCAAAAUGCGGAGACUACCGGUCAACACGUCAAAUACAGUUCCCGGCGUUUGAAUCUCUGAAUUUUGUACAUGAAGCUUGAGGUGAAGGACCGGAUGUUAAACAGCCUGCGUUUGAGUCAUUUGUUUGACCCGUUAGCAUCAGUACAGUUGCACUGUGCCAUUGCUAGAGGCACUUGUUUGUCUACAGGAAGCCAGCAUGGCAGAUAUCGAGUCCUCCUUUGAAUUUAGCUCAUCUUUGACCUGCUCUUCGCUGCCUCCCCCACGGACCCGAAUCUUUAAGAUCAUCGUGAUCGGAGACUCUGGAGUUGGCAAGACUUGCCUCACCUAUAGAUUCUGUGCGGGCAAGUUUCCAGACAAGACUGAGGCCACCAUCGGGGUGGAUUUUCGGGAAAAGGUUAUUGAAAUAGACGGAGAGAAAAUCAAGGUCCAGUUGUGGGACACCGCAGGCCAGGAGCGCUUCCGAAAGAGUAUGGUGCAGCACUACUACCGUAACGUCCACGCUGUGGUGUUUGUCUAUGAUGUCACCAACGCUGCUAGUUUCCGAAGCCUUCCAUUGUGGAUCGAGGAGUGCCGUCAGCAUGCCCUGGGUCAAGAGGUGCCCAGGAUCUUGGUUGGCAACAAAUGCGACCUGCGCCACGCUGCUCAAGUAAGCACAGAUGUAGCGCAGCAGUUUGCCGAUGCACACUCGAUGCCUCUUUUCGAGACCUCUGCCAAGAACCCCUAUGGAAACGAUGACGGCAGUCGGAAUAAUAGUGACCACGUGGAAGCCAUUUUUAUGACAGUGGCGCACAAGCUGAAAUCUCAGAAGCCGCUGGUGUUAAGCCAACCACCGUGCAGUGCAGGAGAUACUGUCACUCUCAGGAGGCAGGACGAAGAGGACAGGGGAACUUGGGGCUGUGGAUGUUGAGGUAAUGAAGGAGUCACCACUUUACAGGAUGGAGGUGACAAAGCUAAUGCACCUUUUAAAGAAGCAGAUUCAGAGGUGCUUUUGUGUUAUCUGUGAAGGUCUAGGGUUGUGGACACAGGACCAUGUAUUCUCAAGAUUUCUUUUUGUAUCCGGCAAUUUUAAAGGGAAAAAAACAUUCUUCCACCACUCAAACCAGAGGCUUUCAGAAGUUGCAUGUAGGCCCAUCUGUCUUACAUAUACAAGCUAAUCUGUUAUGUGUCAUUCUGUCUAGCGCAUAUCGUAUGCCACUGCCAAACACUCACUUCAUUUGCCUGCUAGUUUUAGCCAGUUAUGCAAUCCUGAUGAUUAAUUUUUUUGUCACAAUUAGAUAACUGUUCUGUUAAAUCACUUCAGCCUCCCAGGGGAAUCUGUUUGUUUGUUCUCUCAUUCUACGUAAGCCACACAUAUUAAAUGCAGGUUAUUUAUUAGUGCUGCUAAUAGGUUUUACACAAAACGAGAGAUGAAUUGUAAAGAAAAAUAAAGCUGAUAUCCUUGCCUUUCUAAAAAAGCCAGUCCUAGUCCACUGCCAUUGUUUUAUUUUUGCCAAUUUAUUUUUUCCUAGCAGUCAUUAAUCUGAACAAAAUCUAUUGUAAAACCAUCUGGACUAUGCAUGAUAACCAGUCUUUCCUGUGAAUCAUGUUGAAAUGUAGGUAAGUUAGGUAAAAAGGGACAAGAACUUGCUGACAAUAUGUACUUAAGUAUCUACAGUCAGGUUUUGUAUGUAGUACUGCUUUGUUAGGCAAAAUGAAAGUGAUCUGUAGUGUAUAAUUUCAGAUUAGUAUGAGUACCUCAUAUUAUUCAUGGCAUUACUCUGUGCAUGGCAUAAAUCUGAUUAGAAGGUUUGAUAUCAAUUUCUGUUUCAGUGUGUAAUCUGUCAGUACAAAUACAUAGAUUUGCUAAUGACUAAAUUGCCUUUCCCUUUGGCUAUCCCCUUUCCAACACUGAUAUACAGAGUGCAGUUGAAUCCAUAACAGGGAAUAUUCACUCAUGUCAUUAUGUAACCACAGCUGGUCCUGUGGAGUGCAUGAAAGAAGCUCAGGCAUGACUUUCUUUAUUUCUUUUAUGGGAAAUUGCCAAAAAUUGGUUUUGAAUAUAAUUUCUGGUUAUUUUUUUUUUUUAAAGUAGGAUGGUAAAGGGCCUGGUUAGGUUAUGCUUUGCAUUGUUUGAUUCGGAUACAAUAAUAGUGGAGCAUGUGAUUUGUUGAGGAAUUGUGCACGGUUGAUGAUGGCUUUUUAAAUGUUUAAAUGCAUAUUAAGACUUGUCUAUUUGUGCUUAAUGUUUUUGACUCUGGGUGCUGGUUGAUAUCUUAUCUGACAUAAACAUCAUGAUCAUUCAUGAUUUUUGUAGGUUCAUGCUGAAUUGGUCUUGAUAAAAACGCACUCUUGGUCUGGA
Messenger RNA from Carassius gibelio (silver crucian carp), 2414 nucleotides. It is a transcript of the gene rab33ba, whose product is annotated as RAB33B, member RAS oncogene family a. Gene Ontology annotation, biological process: Rab protein signal transduction. Gene Ontology annotation, molecular function: GTPase activity; GTP binding. The transcript is spliced from 2 exons. The record is from RefSeq and is a predicted model, not a curated record. NCBI's taxonomy places the organism in Eukaryota, Metazoa, Chordata, Actinopteri, Cypriniformes, Cyprinidae. Gene Ontology annotation, cellular component: endosome; Golgi apparatus. The coding region runs from base 273 to 983 and encodes 236 amino acids.